UUAUACGAACAGGUAUCCACCGCUCGCCCACGCCAUGCCCUCCAAGGAAAACACCAGACCACUGCCCAACCCCAUGUCCACAAGAAGCUUAUCCAAGUCAUCCAUUCCCAGAACUGCAUGCCCGGAUACGGCUCCCCUCGGCAUUAAGGGCCCCCUCGGCAUCAAGGGCAUGGCUCUCCUCGACGACUCGGCAAACAAGAGCAAUCAUCCCCCUGCCAAGGAUCAAACGAUCAAAGUCGCAAAAAAGGAUGAUCUCAUGGAGAAGAAGAUCAAGGGGCUGGAAAAGAGAGUGGACUGCAAUGCCCAGGUCAACAGGGAUAAAAUCUCUUCUCUGGACAAUCGCUUAACGAAACUUGAAGCGCACUACUACAGCAAAUUCUCUCAAACCGUAGAUACCCCACCAAGGACAGCAGAAUCACCUUCCGCUUUGGUCAAAAGCCCCCCAGUACCGGCCCUGAAACGAAAGAUGGAUGCAGCAAUGGAAUGGGAAAGGAGUAUGAUGAGCGGUGAAAUAACAUUGACCGGUAUCGAGGAAGCAGAAGCGAAUGACGAGGAUGAGGAGACACGGCAAAACGGAGUGCAAGGUCUUCAAGAGCUGGGAGGGCUGGUCGGCGAUCAACAAACUCAAAUUGACCAGUUGAAACAACAAAUUUCUCAGCAAUCAGAGCAAAUCUCCUUCCUUGUCGCCAGCAUGACACAAUCUCAGCAAACAAUCGCUUCUCUCCAAUUCGACCUUGAUGUUGAACGAGGAAGAAUAGCCGAUUUUGAGACAAGGCUCGAGGAUGUCGAAGACAGCAACGAUGUCAGAGACGCCAGUCUUAUUUUAACUGACUCUUCAUCCUUGCCAUCCGCAAGUAAAUCUGAAGACGGGAACGAGGAAAAAUUCACAAGUUUGAUGAAAAGGAAAGCCAGCGAGUAUGAUGAUAGUAGCAAAGAAGCAUCACGCAAAAGAACAGUACAUUGACCUUUUGUUUUCUCUCUUUCUUUUGUUUAUGCCUCGUUUCACCGUGUAGAAAGAACCCUCCCGAGUUAGGAUCCUGGGAAAUGUACCCAAUAGCCUCUCAAACA
This is a messenger RNA of Cryptococcus deneoformans JEC21, 1068 nucleotides long. RefSeq lists its product as hypothetical. The record is from RefSeq and is a predicted model, not a curated record. The transcript has 6 exons. Bases 35 to 964 code for a protein of 309 amino acids. NCBI's taxonomy places the organism in Eukaryota, Fungi, Basidiomycota, Tremellomycetes, Tremellales, Cryptococcaceae.